Sinocyclocheilus grahami is the source of this 443-nucleotide messenger RNA. RefSeq names its product homeobox protein SIX6. Gene Ontology annotation, cellular component: nucleus; transcription regulator complex. Gene Ontology annotation, biological process: regulation of transcription by RNA polymerase II; eye development. The record is from RefSeq and is a predicted model, not a curated record. The annotation marks the transcript as partial. The transcript has a single exon. NCBI's taxonomy places the organism in Eukaryota, Metazoa, Chordata, Actinopteri, Cypriniformes, Cyprinidae. Gene Ontology annotation, molecular function: DNA-binding transcription factor activity, RNA polymerase II-specific; RNA polymerase II cis-regulatory region sequence-specific DNA binding.
UGCGAAGUCCUCGGGAAGAACGAGUCUGUCCUGCGCGCGCGCGCGGUCGUGGCCUUUCACGGGGGUAACUUCCGCGAGCUCUACCAAAUACUAGAGAACCACAAAUUCACGAAGGACUCACACGCGAAGCUGCAGGUGCUCUGGCUGGAGGCGCACUACCAGGAGGCUGAGAAACUCCGUGGGCGUCCGUUAGGACCCGUGGACAAGUACCGCGUCCGAAAGAAGUUUCCACUGCCUCGGACGAUAUGGGACGGCGAACAGAAAACGCACUGCUUCAAGGAGAGGACGCGGCAUCUGUUGAGAGAGUGGUACCUCCAGGACCCUUACCCGAACCCGAGCAAAAAAAGAGAGCUGGCGCAGGCGACUGGACUCACGCCCACACAAGUGGGCAACUGGUUUAAAAACCGGAGGCAGAGAGACCGGGCGGCAGCAGCCAAGAACAG